Messenger RNA from Symbiodinium pilosum, 951 nucleotides. The record is from the annotation of a GenBank genome assembly. Lineage: Eukaryota; Dinophyceae; Suessiales; Symbiodiniaceae.
AUGCGCCCAGCCUGGGCGUUGUGGCUAGGCUUUUGCCUUGGAAGCCAGGGCCAUGGAUCUGUUUGUUCCAGCUUUGCUCAGCCACUGGAGUUGGAUCAAAGCCUUGAGUGCGGCGGCCUGAACAUGCUGCAGACACGGGUCGAGACUGCGAAGGUUGCUGCCAAAGUCCAGCCCUGGGAUGUUUAUUGGUACCUUGUAGGGACCAGCCACAAGGCAGGAACGGUGCUUCUUGGCGCCGUGAUGAGGCGCAUGUUUCGUGUACUGGGUGCCACCUACUCCUGCCAAGCGAGGUUGCCGCUGGAUUAUUGGAAGCCGCCCUUGACCACGGAUGGAAUGCACAGCUGCUCGGAAAGCCCGACAGCCCAUAUUUGGCUCGACGAAGAUCUGUGCCCUGAUAGCCUCAGGAAGCUCCGGAACGUCUCCAGAAAUUCUAUGCGCGCCGUGACUGUGAUCAGGGACCCUGCCAUGAUGCUGGCUUCUGCGUACUGUUAUCAUCACAGCGGCCACGAGUACGGCAAACAGCCAGCGCCGGGCCGUCAGCCUUGGCCGUGGCCGGGCAUCAUGUCCAUGGGCCCAGCAGAGGGAAUGGCAUCACUGGCUGACGGCAUGUUUGGAGUGCUGGAAUGCAUGACUGAGUCCGUGGAGAUUGCUGGCAAUGAUACGCUGGUUCUCCGUUACGAAAACAUCGCCCGCAAUUCCGAGAACUUCGACUACGCCAUGGGGCAGAUAGCUGAUUUCUUGUUCGGAGAUCUAAUCACACAUGCAGAGCAAAGUCAGAUGCUGGAGGAAGCACAGAAGGAGGACCUCAAUCGUGUCACAGGCCCGUACAAGCAGAUUCACACCAACGACAAAAUCUGUGAGGAAGAAGCCUGGUCCGUAUUGCCAUCGCUCACGAACGUUUAUUCAAAGAUCAAGGAGUAUCAGCAGCGCCUGGGAUAUGGAUCUUCCUGA